Phalacrocorax carbo (great cormorant) is the source of this 3324-nucleotide messenger RNA. The record is from RefSeq and is a predicted model, not a curated record. NCBI's taxonomy places the organism in Eukaryota, Metazoa, Chordata, Aves, Suliformes, Phalacrocoracidae.
ACGGCGGGGGCGGGGCGGGAGGUCCCCGCGCCCCCCCCCCCCCACCCCCCCGCUCUGUUGCGCCGGUGGGGGGGGGCCGGGCCGGGCCGGGUCUGGUCUGGCCGGGUCUGGUCUUGCCUCUUCCCGCCCGCGCCGGUGGCGGAAGGUCAGUCAGGGCCUCUGGGAGCCGCCUCCGCGGGAGCAGGAGCUCGGAGGAGCCGGCUCCUGAGGGAGCGGCUGGGGAGGCGCCCUCCGCCGCCGCCGGAGGGGCCGGGCGCGGCCUCGCGUCGCUGCCCCCGGCGUGCCCGGGCGCCGCUGGCUCCCGCCACGGGACAUGAACUUGAUUGACAUUCUUUGGAGGCAAGAUAUAGACCUUGGGGCAAGGCGUGAAGUUUUUGAUUUUAGUCAACGACAGAAAGAGUAUGAACUCGAGAAACAGAAGAAACUUGAAAAGGAAAGACAAGAGCAGCUCCAAAAAGAGCAGGAGAAAGCCCUGCUGGCUCAGCUGGAGUUAGACGAAGAGACAGGUGAAUUUGUUCCCGUUCAGCCAGCUCAGCGUGUUCAGUCAGAAAGUACUGACCCAUCAAUCAGUUUCUCACAGACCACACAGACUUCAAAACCAGAAGCAGAGGCCUUAUCCUUUGAUGACUGCAUGCAGCUCUUGGCAGAAGCAUUCCCGUUUUUAGAUGACAAUGAGGCUUCUUCACCUGCAUUUCAGUCACUGGUUCCUGCUCAGAUUGAUAGCAACCCAGUCUUCAUUUCCUCUGAUCAAACUCAGCCACCUGAAUCACCUGUUCUAGUUCCACUUACUGAUGCGGAGAAUAUGCAGAACAUAGAGCAAGUUUGGGAAGAAUUAUUGUCCCUUCCAGAGUUACAGUGUCUUAACAUUGAAAAUGAUAACCUGGCUGAGGUAAGCACGAUCACGAGCCCUGAAACCAAGCCAUCAGAGAUGCACAACAGCUACAAUUACUACAGCUCGUUACCCGUCAUGAGAAAAGAUGUUAACUGCGGUCCUGAUUUCCUGGAUGGUAUCGAGGGCCCCUUUUCCAGCAUUUUGCCACCAGAAGACACCAGCCAGCUGAGUGUGAGCUCUUUAAAUGACAUGUCCCCUUCAAACUCUGAUUUCUGUGAGGAUUUCUACACCACCUUUAUUGACACAAAGGCAAACAGUGACACAGCAACAACAAACACUAUCAGUCAAUCACUUGCGGAAAUUCUAAGUGAACCUAUUGAUCUUUCUGAUUUCUCACUGUGUAAAGCUUUUAAUGGCAACCACUCAGGAACCAUACCAGAAUGUAAUGAUUCUGACUCUGGGAUUUCGUUGAAUGCAAGUUCUAGUGUAGCAUCGCCUGAACACUCUGUUGAAUCAUCUGUCUAUGGAGAUAAGACUCUCGGUUGUAGCGAUUCUGAAAUGGAAGACCUGGAUAGCGCUCCUGGAAGCGUGCCGCAGAGCAAUGCUAGCGUAUACUCCCUGCAGUUCCAGGACCAAGUGUUUUCCUCUGUGGGGCCAAGCACUCAAACACCUAAUUUGCAGUCUACAAACACACCAAAGAAAGAACCCCCUGCCGGUCCAGGCCACCCCAAAGCUCUGUUCACAAAAGAUAAACCUUCAGGCUGCCUUGAAACUCAUCUCACAAGAGAUGAGCAAAGAGCAAAAGCUCUGCAGAUCCCUUUUCCUGUUGAAAAAAUAAUCAAUCUCCCUGUUGAUGACUUCAAUGAAAUGAUGUCUAAGGAGCAGUUCAGUGAAGCCCAGGUUGCACUGAUUCGAGAUAUACGCAGGAGAGGCAAAAACAAAGUGGCUGCUCAAAAUUGCCGUAAGAGAAAACUGGAAAAUAUAGUGGAACUGGAGCAAGACUUGAGUAACCUAAAAGAUGAGAAAGAGAAAUUGCUGAAGGAGAAAGGAGAGCAUGACAAAAGCCUUCGGCAAAUGAAAAAGCAGCUAACCACCUUGUACCUUGAGGUCUUCAGCAUGCUACGUGACGAAGAUGGGAAGUCUUACUCUCCUAGUGAAUAUUCGCUGCAGCAAACUAGAGACGGCAAUGUCUUCCUUGUUCCUAAAAGCAAGAAGUCGGAGCCUAAACUUUGAAGGGCGGCACAGCUGGCUACUGUUGUCCGAGCUGUUAUUUUUAUAUCAUUAUCCUGAUAGUUUUUACUAUGAGGUGGAAUGCAGAAUUAGGUAUAUUUUCCAAGUAAUACUAUGCAAUGAUAAUUUUAAAGUUCAUAAUUAGUUUAUGGAAGAUGCAGGUUUAAAAUAGUGUAAUGCAGAUGGAUGUAUGCAAAAUUUGUAAUCUCACUUUUAUAACAGAUGUUUCCUUCUUAGAUCACCACUUUGACUAGUUUCCACAUACAUGUAAAUAUUUAAAGAUACCAUAUUUAUAUACUGUUCCUAUCUCUUGUUAUAUUCAUAGAUUUGAUAUAUAUAAAAAUGAUUUUAGCCUUUGAAAUAUUUCUUGCAAGACGAACAGUAUGGCUUCUGAUUUUUUUAUAAAUAUGCAGUAGUGUUUGUUUCCCAUUUCUUACCCAUUUAUACUUGCUUCAUAUUUAAGAUAUUUUAAUUUAGUAUGAAGGUUGAUACUUAAUGUUUGAUUUUGAUUUAUCAGUUCAUUAACAUUUUAAGUGUUCAUGUAACAAACAUCCUGGGUAUUUAAGCAUAUAUCACGCAGCAUUGGCAGUGUUACUAACGUCUGUUCAGUGUGAUGUUAACUGCUGUUUGGAAGGACUGUGUAACACAAAGUGAAGGUUCGAGUCUAUGCUAAGUUUACAUAAUUUUUGUUUUGCUCUUUGAACACUACUUAAAUUUAUGAUGAGGUCUUUCCUCCAAAGGCAUGUAAAAUCUCUUAAUUCAACACUGUCAGCAUUAUGCAUUUUCCAACUAAAAAUUCUGUACACUUUUGAGUAAUUGGUCUAGAAACACACCCUGUGUCUCCGCCUCUGAUCAGUGACCAUCGUUUGUCACUGCUAUUAUUUUGGAGCUUACGGAGGAAGGCAUACCGACUGCCCACCAACUGCACAGUUUGGAACCUGUGCUCAAUUAACUGAAAAGCACUGUGAUUUAUAAGAGAAUAAAAAUUGGGCAAUAUAUAGCAUUGCUUUGUUUACUUUUCAACUGGACUCAGUGUACUUGAUCAGUGUGGAUUUUUUGAAUAUGGAAAAUGUGUAAUUUGAAAUAUGCAUUAAAAACAUAUCUUAUUCCUUCAUUUUCCCUAUGAAACUUCUAAAAGGCAUUUGUAAUCUGAAAUGUGUUUUUCUGCCACUGAUUUUUCUAUGUCAUUUUAGGAAUAUUUGGUCUAUUACCAUAUUAUGCAUCAUUUCAUAUAGUAUAAUAAACACCAUUGUUUUGCAAGA